AUAGCAAGGAUCGUAUCAAGACCAAAGAUAAAACCGAAGAGAGAAAGAAGAUAAUAAUCAAAGAAGUGGUGCUCUUCGUCAUUUGUAAAAAGCUUUCACAAGAAAGGGGAAAGGAACAUUGAUAAAGGCAGACUAAAUCGUAUAAUAUAAAACGUCUGAAUUUCAACUAAUCCAAAGAAGGAUUCAAUUAAUUUUUUAUUUCGAACGAGAGAAGGAGAAAGUGAGAGAAGAGAACGUAUCAAAAUGAGUACAAUAAGUAGCGCUCAGAAUACGUCCGUGAAGGAUUUUUAUAGGGACAGAUGCGUUUUCGUGACCGGUGUUACUGGAUUUAUGGGCAAAGUCCUGGUCGAGAAGUUGCUCAGAUCCUGUCCAGGACUCAAAACCAUUUACGUCCUGAUAAGAAAUAAAAAAGGCCAAGACGCCCAUCAAAGAUUGCGAGCACUGUUGAAUGGGCCGCUGUUUGACAAGUUACGCCGAGACUCGCCGAAUGAACUUCAGAAGGUAAUCGCCGUGCCUGGAGACAUCACAGAACACGAACUGGGUAUUUCAGACUCCGAUCAGAAUAUUCUAAUAAGAAACGUGUCGGUUGUCUUUCAUUCUGCCGCCACCGUGAAGUUUGACGAAGCGCUCAAGAUUUCGAUCACUAUUAACAUGAUCGGUACUAAACAACUCUUAAACUUAUGCCAUCGUAUGCAAAAUUUAGAGGCACUGAUCCAUGUCUCAACAGCAUACUGCAAUUGUGACCGUACAGAUAUUGCUGAGCAAAUCUAUCCUCUCAUAGCGGAACCAGAGGAAAUUUUCGCUUUGACGAAGGUGAUGGACGAUAAGAUGAUUGAUGAUAUAACACCAAUUUUAAUUGGCAAACGACCGAAUACUUAUACGUUUACUAAAGCUUUGGCAGAAAGGAUGUUGGAAACAGAAUCCGACUAUUUACCAAUAGCAAUUGUCAGACCUACCAUAGUUCUAUCAUCGUAUAAAGAACCGGUUGCCGGAUGGUUAGACAAUUGGAAUGGACCGACUGGAAUUAUUGCCGCUGCUGGCAAAGGUUUCUUCAGAUCUAUGCUGUGUCGUGAUGAUAUGAUAGCAGACUUAGUGCCAGUCGACAUAGUAAUCAACUUGAUGAUAGUUGCAGCCUGGAAGACUGCAACAAAUCGCACGAAGACAAUUCCCAUAUACAACUGUUGCACAGGUCAACAGAAUCCGAUAACCUGGAAGAAGUUCGUAGAUUUAACGUUCAAGUACAGUCGAUUGCAUCCAUACAACGAUGUGAUUUGGUAUCCGGGUGGCAAUUGCCAUACUUCCACUAUAAUAAAUAAAAUAUGCAUGCUCCUCCAGCACAUUGUACCGGCGCACAUUUUAGACUUCACUCGUCGACUGAAGGGCAAAACAGCCAAUAUGGUGACAUUACAGACGAAGCUCGAAAAAGCUACCAAAUACUUGGAAUACUUCACCAUGCAACAAUGGAGUUUCAGAGAUGACAAUGUUCGAGAGUUGAACGAACAGCUUAGUCCCGAGGAUCGACAGAUAUUCGCAUUCGACGUUAGACAAAUUGAUUGGAGUUUAUACUUGGAACACUACAUUUUAGGAAUUCGACAUUUCCUUCUCAAGGAGAACCCGGACACACUGCCAGCUGCUCGUAUUAUACUGGAUUCACAAAGCUGUGCAAUUCGGGGUGCUAUUAGUACUGCUGCGUUUUCUAUUGUUGCGAAGUACCAUGACCCAAAACGCAUGUUAUUCACUAGUGUCCUUGGUGUUACGCAUGUGCCGUAUAAUUGUUUGACGGCUCAGAACGCUGGCUGAGGAUUACGAAAAGCGUUAUAAGAAACAACAGCUAAUUGUAAAGAAGCAUAAUCUAAUGGUGCGAGUUGUUCUUCGACUUCGUUGCCCGUUGUUUCCAACGAGUAAUUGCUAUGUUCAAACAUCCCAUCGGUUGGCCUUUUCGAUGUUUCUAUUUGUUCAUAACUAAAUUAGCGUUUGCUAGAGAUAUUCAAUU
Messenger RNA from Heterotrigona itama, 1993 nucleotides. Lineage: Eukaryota; Metazoa; Arthropoda; Insecta; Hymenoptera; Apidae. The record is from the annotation of a GenBank genome assembly.